Molecule: messenger RNA, 598 nt
Organism: Babesia bovis T2Bo
Lineage: Eukaryota; Apicomplexa; Aconoidasida; Piroplasmida; Babesiidae
Product: putative integral membrane protein
Exons: 4
Coding region: 52-438 (128 amino acids)
Source: RefSeq, a predicted model, not a curated record
GGGCAAUUGGCGUGCGGUAAAUUGGGAUUAAUAUAAAUAUUAGGCAUAAAAAUGCCCGGGGAAAUCAAGGAUAAUAUGAUACCUCCUGCCUCAACUACAUCCGUGACGGAUGGAGCAACUCCCAUAAACAACAAAGCCGGUAGACGUCUAUCGUUUUUUCGUGCGCCUUCCAUAUUUCACAGCGCAAUUUACGGAGCAGUUGCGGGCCUUGCUUUUUACGGCGGAUAUUAUGUGUAUCGUGCGUUAAAACUUAACACCAACAAUACGGAAUAUUAUGGGCGACAAAGUCGCUGGCGUCAUUUGGAGAAGCAGCAGCUGUUCCAGAGAGAGCUAAGCCAGAAAAUGAAUGGCAAUUUUGUCGCGAACCUUACCCAGGAAUAUGAUCCAGUGGCUUUGCGUCAACCAGGUGGCCAUAUUGAUUCGAAACACCUAUUGUAGACGUUGAAUCUACUUUGGUCAAUAUACUUCAUAGGUUCAAUAUUUGCGCAUUUGCAGCGUAUUCCCGUAGAGUGUGGUGCAACUGAGUAAUUACUUGGUCGCUAUGGGCCAUAAAAUAGUUAUGUUGCAAAGUUUGUGAAUGGAUGUAUCAAGACAGCCC